AUGAUGCGCAAAUUUUGUGAUGAAAUAAGUCAGAAACAAGCCAAAAUAGAUUCAAGCCUCCACGACCAACAGCGUACCAACUCCAAUCUUUUGCGCGAAUUUGAUGAAUUAAAAUCCGAAAAUAGCAGAUUGUCCGAUGAGCUUGUGGAUCUUCAGUCUCGCUCAAUGAGAGACAACCUAAUGUUCUACAAUUUUAAAGAGUUGUCGUCCCCUGAAGAGCGCAAGAAUGAAAAAUGUUUAGAGUUAAUAUAUGACUUCUGUGAAAACAAAUUAGGCAUGCCUGAUUUCCGACAUAAUGUAAAAAUAGACCAUGCGCACCGUGUAGGCAGUUUCUCCUCCACUAAGACCAGACCUAUCGUCGCCAAAUUUAACUUUUUUCAAGAUAAACUUUCUGUUAAACAGACCGCUUAUUCCAAGCAAAAGGAAACUGGCAUUAAAGUGGGCGACCAAUAUCCUAAGAUAAUACAAGAACGCAGAAGGAAACUCAUUCCGCAUCUUGUAAGUGCAAAGGAGCAGAAUAAGAACGCUGUCCUAGCUUACGAUAAACUUUUUAUAAAUGGCCAGCGCUUCAUUCCACCAUCAAACUAG
This is a messenger RNA of Ruditapes philippinarum (Manila clam), 588 nucleotides long. RefSeq lists its product as uncharacterized. The record is from RefSeq and is a predicted model, not a curated record. Bases 1 to 588 code for a protein of 195 amino acids. Lineage: Eukaryota; Metazoa; Mollusca; Bivalvia; Venerida; Veneridae. The transcript has a single exon.